AUGUCUCAAUUUCAUUCACUUCCACCAAAGCCUCUGCCAUUAAUGGUUGACUCUAAAAAUGGAGGAGACAAACCGAACUACAUUAUUUUCAUGCCCGAUCAAUUGAGAUAUGACUCUCUUGGCUGCACAACCUCUCCCAACUCUGGCAUUAAAACUCCAAACAUCGAUGCAUUUGCUGCACGGGGAAGUCUCUUCACAAACUGUUUCACGCAAGCGUCUGUGUGCUCCCAGUCACGAUGCAGCAUGUUCACAGGAACAUACCCUCAUGUCAGCGGUCACAGAAGUCUUGAAAAUCUCAUCAAGCCAUGGGAACCCAAUAUCUUUCGCAGUUUGAAAGAAUCAGGAUAUCACGUGGCUUGUCUCGCACCUAGAGGAGACACUUUUGCACCGACUGUGACCGAAUUGAGUCUCAGUGAAUAUGGGUUUCUUGAGACACCGGAGUUUGUGCCGAAGUUUGCUGGGGGUGGAAGGGAGGUCGAUGAGAGUAUAUGGGGGCGUUUAUUUUACCGAGGGCUAAGAGAUGCGGAUAAGACCAUGGACUAUGAUGAAGCGGUCGUGCGAUCAGCUUUGACGUGGUUAGACUGCCCACCUCAAGAUCAGCCUUGGGUUUUAUUCAUGCCGCUCAUCUUUCCUCAUUGCCCAUUUCAGGUUGAAGAGCCUUAUUUUUCCAUGUACGAUCGCUCAGAGAUUUCUGAUAUUGAGGCAAAAUUGGAGAAGAAGACUGGGUAUGAGCCGCGAUAUAUGAAGGCGAUUCGUGAGAAGUACGGGACGCAUCGGGCAACGGAUGACAUUUGGAAGGAGAUCAAGGCGACAUACUAUGGCAUGAUCUCUAGACUUGAUGAUCAGUUUGGACGAAUGCUCAAAAAGGUGGAUGACCUUGGCAUUUGGAAAGAUACUGUCACUAUGUUCUUUACUGAUCAUGGUGAAUAUCUUGGUGACCACGGACUUAUCGAAAAAUGGCCUUCGGGUCUUUCUGAGACACUAGUCCACGAGCCUAUCAUUAUUGGCGGUGCAGGUUUACCUGAAGGUAAGAAGAUCGAUGCAAUGACGGAAAUGGUUGAUCUUGUACCGACUCUGCUCGAAACUUCUGGAAUUGGGGAGAAGUUCUCUCACAAUGGUUUGUCGUGGGUUCCGCUGCUGUGCGGUAAUGCGAAAACGCACAAGCAGUAUUCUUUCUCUGAAGGUGGAUUUCUCACUUCGGAGGAGCCUAUUCUUGAGCAAGCACCCUACCCAUACGAUCUGAAGGCGGGCCUCCAACACGAAGAUACAACAUUGGUGGGAAAGGCUAUCUCGCUGCGUGAUAAAAACUGGACCUUCAUUUACCGACUUUACGAACCAGCAGAGUUGUAUGACCGAUCUGCUGACCCCCAUGAGCUGCAUAAUCUCGCGGGUGAUUCAGAAUAUAAGGAUUUGGUGGAUAAGUAUGAGAAGGCUACAUUGAAGUGGCUAUUAGAAGGGGCUGAUGACGGAGGUAUGGAAGCUGGAGGAAAGUCUAAAUAA
Messenger RNA from Fusarium venenatum, 1500 nucleotides. RefSeq names its product alkaline-phosphatase-like protein. The record is from RefSeq and is a predicted model, not a curated record. Gene Ontology annotation, molecular function: iduronate-2-sulfatase activity. Gene Ontology annotation, cellular component: cytoplasm. Lineage: Eukaryota; Fungi; Ascomycota; Sordariomycetes; Hypocreales; Nectriaceae.